Messenger RNA from Helianthus annuus (common sunflower), 426 nucleotides. RefSeq names its product lysine-specific demethylase JMJ706-like. NCBI's taxonomy places the organism in Eukaryota, Viridiplantae, Streptophyta, Magnoliopsida, Asterales, Asteraceae. The transcript is spliced from 3 exons. The coding region runs from base 40 to 426 and encodes 128 amino acids. The record is from RefSeq and is a predicted model, not a curated record. Gene Ontology annotation, biological process: chromatin remodeling. Gene Ontology annotation, cellular component: nucleus. Gene Ontology annotation, molecular function: histone demethylase activity.
GAGAAGACGGAGGCUUCCGGCGAGAAAGUUAGGAAUGAUAUGGUGGAAGGAAGGGUUUGUUCCUCCCGAGAGGAUACACUAAACUAUCUGAAGCACAAGAGGCUUCAGCGGAUGGGAUCUGGCACUGUGAAUGAUGCCACAUUUGUGUCUAACCUAAUGACUCGAAGCGGAGGAGAUGCUUUAAGAGGUUCUGCAUCUUCUGGUGAUAGAUUAUCCAGCACUCUAGAUUUAUGUGGUAGAGAUAAUAUGUCAAACCAAAAGUUUGACUUGAAUGAUCUUGACUGGACGGAUAAAGUUCCAGAGUGCCCUGUAUACUUUCCAAGUAAAGAAGAGUUUGAGGAUCCUUUGAUUUAUCUGCAAAAGAUCGCUCCAGAAGCUUCACGAUUUGGUAUAUGCAAGAUUGUUUCUCCUUUAAGUGGCAGUUAA